This is a messenger RNA of Oldenlandia corymbosa var. corymbosa, 285 nucleotides long. The record is from the annotation of a GenBank genome assembly. NCBI's taxonomy places the organism in Eukaryota, Viridiplantae, Streptophyta, Magnoliopsida, Gentianales, Rubiaceae.
AUGUCUCCAAAGAAUUGCAGAAUGUCUGCAGUAAUUCUGUGCCUAUUCAUCUUGCUUGGGCUUUGCUACGGUGAAGGCGUUGAACUAGAAGUGAGUAACGAUUGCAAGAAUGCCAAGGCAAUUGUUAAACCCUGUAUCACAGAAAUCAUCAAGGAAGUUUUGACAUUUCGGAGCGUUUCAAUUCCUGCCACUUGCUGUCACGCUAUACUUGGUAUCGCUGCCAGUUGUUACUCUAAAACCUUGCCCUCAUGGUUCAUACCAUUUGUCCAAGAGCAUUGCUACUGA